Molecule: messenger RNA, 8205 nt
Organism: Anastrepha ludens (Mexican fruit fly)
Lineage: Eukaryota; Metazoa; Arthropoda; Insecta; Diptera; Tephritidae
Exons: 2
Coding region: 6843-8126 (427 amino acids)
Molecular function (GO): nucleic acid binding; zinc ion binding
Source: RefSeq, a predicted model, not a curated record
CUUGCCAUAAAUUAUCAAAUAUUACGAUACCAAUUCUUGAUUUGAUUGCUUUGCAUUGUUGACAAAAAAAAAAAAAAAAAAAAAAAACAACACGAAAAAACAGGAGCAGCAUUUCAAGUUUAAUCGCCACGUCGAAUGCUCUUAUCAUUAUUGCUAUGCACACUAUUUGCUCAGGUUUGUUUUCUUUACCUUGCUCUUAGUUGUUGCUUUCUGUUCACCCGCUUUGCGCAUUACUUCAAAUGUCUUGAAGACGACGCUUUAGAUAAUAAAUCAUAUGCAGUUUACUCGCUUGCAAAACAAAUAAAAAUACUAUAAAAUAACAAAAUCAAAGGAAAUUUGAGCAAUCGUUAGCGCAAUUGACGCUCUUCCGUUCACCAAAUAACUACUUCAUACUCUUUUAGUUUCUGAAUGUGUUGAUUUGUUAUUGUCAACCGCGCUGGCGGCCGAAGUAUGCACGAAUUGCACACCAGCCCUUCUCGGCAGCCAAUCAAACGCCAGCAAUCGUUCGUUAGAAAUACACGAACGACUAUUUUGUUGGCAAAUAAACACUUGAACGCCUUAAGUGGCGAAGGUAAAUAACAUCGUUGUCGUCAUCGUGCCGCCGCACGAGACUUUUGUUGCUGAUGAUACCAACUCACUGGCGCUUACGUGCACGUACUCGCGCACUCAGAGCCUAUUUCAUUUGCUUUUGUUCGUGUGCUCAAAUUUUAUGUCUCUCACUCACAUAUUUUUAAUUUACGUUACUCAGCAGUUGGCUGGCUGUUCCACAAACUUUUUCUCAGCCACUAGGCUUUAUAUUUUCAUGCUCUCUCUCUCUCUCUAUCUCUCUUGUGGAUCCUGUUUGACUUUUUUAUCACCAAACUAUUGGCUUUAGUGUUACCAUCGCUUACAUAUUUUCGCAGUUUGCAAACUUAUUUUACUUAUUUUAAUUUUAAUUUUGCAAAGUUCGUCUAUCCGCCUCAUACAACCGACUGCACGACCGACAGUCUGACAGACCACGCGAUGUCGGUUCGCAGCACAUGUCUCACAGUUGGUCAGUUGUUUUUGUUAGUUUGGUGUGGACUUUGACUCUAUCAUAGAGUGAGUUGCGAAAGAAAAACAAAAUGCGACAACAACAAACGCGAUUUGGAAGUAUAUCACCGCCACAUUAGUUGUGUUUAGUUGUUGCCAUUUGACUGUUUAUUGUUUUUAUUUGUGCGUUAUUUAUUUUCGCUCGGUUCUAUUGCCGUUAUAGUUGCUGCUGCCGCUUUGCACUCGUCAUAUUGACUCGCUGCCUCUGUGCGGUACAUUCCUACUUGGGUAUUUGUAUAUUUUUUCUAGCUCAUAUUUGAAUUCUUUUUUUCUAAACAAGUUCGAGCGUCCAAGAUAAUAUUUUUAUGCCAAAACAUAUGGCAUUUAUUGAUUGGGUUAUUGUAUAUACCUAUGUACAGUGGCUCAAUAAAGAACUCGGACAAACCUUAGUUAAAACUUUGUAUAAAAAAACACUGCUAAAAUAAAGGCAAUUUGAAACAACAUUUUUCGAUUUCAAAAUGCUUUAUUUAUAUAAUUUAAGAAAUAACAAAAACAUAAGAUAAGUCGUGUGCACUUCUUUUACAAUAACAAAAAAAUUCAAAAUGAGAAGAAUUCACGCCAAAAAAGAACUCGGACAUCUGGCAUCACUUCGUAAUUUCUGACAGUUUAAAUGGGGUGAAUCCCAUUUUUUUAAUUAUAUAUAGUUAAUUGAGGAACGAUCGACAGUUUUGGAAGUAAAUUGUGUCAAGAAAAUUGUGCCAAGUACGCAUUUUCUUUUUUCUUUUUUGUAAAACGAGUCCACAACUUGGCCAAACUUCGGUGGAAGUGCGAAAAAUAAUUAUUGAGCAACAUAAAGAUGGAAAAACCAUGCGUGAAAUCGGCAAACUUGUAAAUCGACCGCGAUCAACUGUAUGUGACACCAUAAAACGCUUUAAAGAAUCAAAAUCUGUAGAUAACAAAGUGAAAACAGGACGGCCAAAGCUUUUUACGGACGCUAACGAGCGGUGGAUCGUAAACCAAGUCAGAGAAAAUCCUCAUUUAAGUGCUCCAAAACUUACAACACAAGUUAAAGAACAUCUUGAAAUUGACUGCAAUCCAGAAACUUUGCGAUUAGUUCUAAGAAAAAACAACCUCAAUGGCAGAGUCGGAAGAAAAAAACCCUACAUUAAUAAGGAAAAUAAAAACAAACGAAUUAGUUUUACAAAAACCUAUAAAAAUAAGGACAUUGAAUUCUGGAAAGAUGUGAUAUUUUGCGACGAAAGCAAAUACAACAUAUUCAGAUCAGAUGGGCAGUCGUACGUAUGGAGGAAGCCAAAUGAGGAGCUGAAAGAGAAAAACCUGCGUGCGUGCCACUGUUAAACGCGGUGGCGGUUCAGUGAUGGUUUGGGGAUGUAUGUCCACCUCCAGACCCGGAAAUCUUUGUUUUGUUGAUGGCAUAAUGGAUCACAAGCAAUAUCUUUCAAUUUUAAAAAGAAAUUUAAUUCAAAGUGCUGAAAAAUUGGGUAUAAAGGAACAAUUUUAUUUUUACCAAGACAAUGACCCCAAGCAUAAGGCGCUUGAUGUUCGCUUGUGGUUGAUGUAUAACUGCCCGAAAGUGCUCAAAACUCCACAACAGUCCCCUGAUAUAAACGUCAUUGAGCAUUUAUGGGCGCAUUUGGAGAAUAAACUUAAAAAUCACAAAAUUUCAAACAAAAAGGACCUCGAAGCUUCUCUUAAGGACGAAUGGGCUAAAAUUGAUCCUUCCGUUUGCAGAAAUUUGGUGGAGUCAAUGCCGAGACGACUAAAUGCUGUUUUUAAAUCCAAAGGGUUUCCCGCAAAAUAUUAAUUUUUAUUUUUAUUGGCUUUUAAAGUAAAAUUAAUUUCCAUGUCCGAGUUCUUUUUUGGCGUGAAUUCUGGUCAUUUUGAAAGUUGUUUGUUAUUGUAAAAGAAGUGCACACGACUUAUCUUAUGUUUUUGUUAUUUCUUAAAUUAUAUAAAUAAAGCAUUUAGAAAUCGAAAAAUAUUGUUUCAAAUUGCCUUUAUUUUAGCAGUGUUUUUUAUACAAAGUUUUAACUAAGGUUUGUCCGAGUUCUUUAUUGAGCCACUGUAUGUAGUAUACGAAUGAAUUUUCCAUAGAAGAUAUAAAAGUUAAUGCCAGAUUCCAAUUUGUAUUGGUGUAAUGUAAGGUAAAGGUUUCAGGACUUUCAAAUAAUAAUAUUCAAAUAUAAUAUUAAAGAGAAAGAAGCAAUUCCUCUAUACAAUUCUAGAAGCUCCAAAAAUAAAUCAGUAAGAAAAGGACCCGUGCUCAAAUUGGUGAAGUCAUAAUUCACAUCAAAGUCACCAUUAGCAGAACUGGAAGGAGAGUUAAUUUGAGAGUAAAAUAGGUGGGUACGUCGAGUUCACAAAAAUUGUCUCGUCUGUCCUGGGCUGCUAGCUGGGUGAUAGAAAACAUUUCUGGGUAAAUUAGUAUUGACAAAGUAGAAUUAACCAAAAAUUUAAUGAUUCAAUUUUUUAACUGUUCCUAGAGCACAAUUAGAUCUGUAAAUAGCAGCCUAUCGUCAUGAGAGCGGGAGAAAGCUUGCAUAGUGGGUUGACUGACUAUUUACUAAACUAACAAUUUUCUGAACAACACUUCUAUGAAAUAUGUAUGUAUAUGCAAAGGGUGAUUCAAAAUUUUCUACAUUUUUGGCAAACUUAACCAUGGAGCGAUACUCAGUUGAAUAACGUGUAAAAGUGAUGCAAAUACGAAGUGUACUGAAGCGUGCGCUUCACACAGCAGUGUGGGUUUCAUAGUAAAAUAAUUUAUUAUACUUUCUAACUUCCAGCUGGCUAAGAUUCGUUAGAUAUUAAGUUUUCUUACUGCUAUUCGACUUUUUGUGUCAACUUUUAGCGCAUUGUUGGAUUCAUCGACCUUCAAAAAAUAGUGAUUUGCCGCUAAGUUGAAUCAUUUCGAGUUUAAAAGGGCAUUAGGAUGUCUCCAACUAGUAGGUUUUUGUGGGUGAGACUCAUUUACGGAGCUCACAUUUCGACGUCAGAGUCAGUUUUGUCACUAAUUAAGCUAUAGGAUCUCCUGGCAUGCUCCAGAGUCCCAGUUUCGUCUUUAUAUUAAAAUAUUAUUACUUAAUGUUGAUUUUUGGCCAAGGUAGACAUGGCACCGGACUUAAUGAGAAUUGCAUGAGAUAAUGAGAUCGCAUCCACCUUGCCCCUUUUACCAUUUCCAAUUUACUUUUAUCAUAAACCUUUGGAAAAUCAAGAAAAUUCGGAUCUCCCCACCAAUCAUCUGAAAAAACACCCUUUAUCAUUUUUCUGUUGGUUAAACUUUUUUUUAUUCUAUUUGCUGCUUUUGUUUAACUUUUGCAUUUGUAUUUAUAUUUGCAUUUAGUCAGUUUGCGUUUGGUUUUGUGCGAAAGUCGUUAGUUUACUCCUUUUUUUGUAAGAGCGGCUGUGUAUAAAUAGUUAUUUUUUCGGUUUUUCUUUCUUUGUUAAACAAAAUUUUUAUGCAAAUAACUUCAUUGCGAAGUUUGUACAGCAGUUGAAGCGAUUGCCGGUUGUUAGAUGACAAUUGCAAAAUGAGUUGGCCAAUUUCCUUUGCGUAUGAAGUUUUGGUGCUCGAUCAAAAUUAGAGCUGCUACUCGUACAAGCACCGGUAAAGCAAAAUGUUUGUUGUAAACAGAUUUAGGCAGUUUUAUAAACUUCGGAUGCUGCACAGAAUUCACUAAACUAAACAACCGUUAGCCUUCAAAUCAAGUUCAACGAAUUCAGAAAUAUUUUAGAUUAAAAAAAUAAAGCUAACCUUCUACAUUCGCACAUCACAUGCGUGCAUGCAUACAAACGUAUGUGCGCCUACGCGCGUAACUAUGCCAUAAAGUGUAGACAAACAUUAAAAUUUGUUAUUAUUGCUAAUCUAUAUUUUUUUAUACACUUUGUUACUUUGAAAAAUAAACAAAACAUGCGAAAUAGUAAGGAAAAAAUUGUUUCAGCGAAAAACACUCGAUUUUUGAAGGUCUAUCUCCCCCUCCCUCACUUGAUAAUAUGUACUUGCUUUGUUUCUAUUUCGAAUUCAGUUUUCGGCCUUCACACCAGUCAAAGAAGGAAGUUAGUCGCCGCACACAUACACACACCCAUGCAAACAUAGUUUUCGUUAUCACUCACUCGCAUUGGCACUCGUUCGCCAGAUACACUGGUGGCAAGUCACAUGAACUCACCUGCUUUUCUUACGAAAAUUGUAUUUCAUUUCCUGUUAAGGAAUAUGCAGUUUGGGCAAAAUUAAUGUAUGUAUGUAUAAUUGGCGUGUACACCCUGUUUGGGUGUUUGGCCGAGCUUCUCCUCCUAUUUGUGGUGUGCGUCUUGAUGUUGUAACACAAACAGAGGGACCUACAGUUUUAAGCCGACUCCGAACGGCAAAUAGUUUUUUUUAUAAGGAGCUUUUUCAUGGCAGAAAUACACUCGGAGGUUUGCCAUUGCCUGCCGAGGGGCGACCGCUAUUAGAAAAUACUUUUUCUUCAUUUUGGUGUUUCACCGAGACUCAAACCUUCGUUCUCUCUGAGCUCCGAAUGGUAGUCACGCACCAACCCAUACGGCUACGGCGGCCGCCAAAAUUAAUGGUGCUAAAAAAAAAUAGGAAGAAACGACUGGCAUACUUCGAUGAACUCAGCCAAGAUCGUUUAGGCGGUUGUUUCACGAUAAAAGAAAAAAGGAAUAAAUAAUAACCUUUAUAUAAACAAUAAAAAUAUUAUUGUAAAAUGUUGAUUUUUCGUAAAACGGCAGCAGUUUUAAAAAAGAAACGAAAAUUGUAUGAAAGAAAAACGAUUUAAAUUUUUUUCUAAAUGCCUUAAUAAUCGCCUAUAACACCGGUUUAGAAAAUAUGGUUUCGAGUAAAAAGCGUUUGAUUUUAGUUUGGGGAAAAAGAAAUACAUUAAUUUCUCGGUAGAUGGCUGUAGUGAUAGACAUCUCGUAAAGUAUCGAUCAAAAAAUUUAAAAUUGAUAUUCGUUGUCAAGCUGACAUUUCACACUAAAAAAAUCGUUAACAAUGGAAAUCAACAAAAAGAAAAUUCGGUACAUUGUACAGUUUUUCUUUCACAAAGUGGAAUUCAUGCCGCUGAAAUUGUGAAUGGUGUUUAUGGUGCUGAUACUGUAACAGCUAAUUACUUGUAAUUUUGGUUUCGUCGAUUCCGAUCAGACAUUUAUGAAUAAAGAAAAGUUUUAAACCACUUGCGCCAAAAUUUUACGCAAAAAUAGUGGAUUUCUUUUCCCCCCAAGUUAUAUAUUAUUUAAAAAAAUAAAGAAAACGGAUUUUCUAAUAGCGGUCGUCCUUUGGUAGGCAAUGGCAAACCUCCGAGUGUAUUUCUGUCAUGAAAAAGUUUCUCAUAAUUUCCCGUUCGGAGUCGGCUUGAAACUGUAGAUCCUCCAUUUGUGGAACAACAUCACGACGCCCACCACAAAUAAGAGGAGGCGCCCGGCCAAACACCCAAAAGGGGUGUACGCACCAAUUAUCUAUAUAUAUUGUAAAACCCUUAAGGUCGCCUAUUGAUGGAAUGUAUGUUAAUGUAAGUGUAGGCAUAGUAUAAGAUACACCCAAUAAUGUAAACGUAGAGUAAUGCUAAGAAGAGAUGUAGUAUUAAGUAAAAUAAGGCAACCCUAAAUGACAAAUGGAAGAAAGAAUAAAAUGGAAGUCACUUCCGCUUGGAUCGUAAAAAUAGCCAGUCGUUUUAUUUCUAUCAGAAUUUAAUCGUGAGCCAUCCGGCUUUAAAAUAUCUGGAAGUACCCUCUAUUUACAACUCAGGUGUGGGGUUGUGCAAACGCAACCCAAUAAACUACACAUUUUAAAGAUAACUUUAAUAUUUUGCGAGAUAAUGGCAAAUAUUCGCCAAGAACUAACUAACGUGCUGACUGAGGCUGGUGUGGAAUUUCCAACUACAGCAACGACAACCCAAUUGCGCCGAUUGCUGCGGGAUGUGGUAGGAGCCACUCGGAGCACGGAAAUUUCAAGAAAUGACGAUAAUUUAAAUUCUGCCGCUACUGCUGGUACUGCCGCUGUUGAUGCCACUGCUACUGCCGACGUUUUCACCUCUGCUGACGACACUGCCGGUACUGACACUAAUGCUGCUAUUAGUGCUACUGCCGCUAUUGAUACUACUGCCGCUAUUGAUAUUAUUGCCGCUUCUGAUGUUUUUGACUCUGCCGCUACUGAUGUACGUGCCGCUGCUGACGUACGUGCCGCUGCUGACGCUACCAAUAUUAGAAACUGUGGACGGACUAGUAUGUUUAUUGGUCUAGAUGAAGAGAUCGCAGCUUUGCAAAGGCGGGUAGAAAUUCUCAAGCUGGCCAAACAAAUCGAAGAACUCGAAGGCCGUCCGAAAAAUCAGAGUAUACGGCGUCUGGAAUUUGGGGACCUUGAACAUGCCAUCCCCAAAUUCAGUGGAGAUGAUGUCACUUUAACGGUGAACCAAUUCCUAAAAGAUUUUGAGGAUCUAAUGGAAUCGACUGGAGCUGACGACCGAUUUAAACUGCUUGCACUUCGUCGUUCGCUGACGGGCACGGCGAAAGUUUUCCUGACGACAACAGUAGCGUUGAACUAUGAUGCGCUAAGGAAAGCGCUAAAAGACGAAUUCGACAUAUCCGUCACACGGCAUGAGAUAUAUAAGAUGUUGGCACAACGUCGCUGGAAGCGGAAAGAUGAGUCGCUGCACUGUUAUGUGCUGACAAUGCAAGCCUUAGGAAAGCGAGCCAAUGUCAGCGAUCUUGAGGUUAUUGAUUUUAUUAUUGAUGGAAUCGGGAAUGUCCCAAACUCGCAUAUCCUUAUGACGGCCCGAACCUUAGACGAAUUCAAGACGCUGGUGAUCCGUUUCCAAAACAAAUAUUUUGCAGUUGGCACGGCACAGACAGCAGCUCCCAAAACAACAAAACCAGCAGCCGAACAAAAAAUAAAGUGCUACAAUUGUUCGAAGGAUGGCCACAUCAAACCCAACUGCCCUUACCCUAUGCGACCAAAUGACGCCUGUUUCCGAUGUUGGAAGAUGGGGCACGAUCACCGAUCCUGCCCGAACCCACCAAAAGUUUUGAAGCCCCGAGAAGUUGCUGCCGUACAAGUGGAUACAGACCAUGACGUGGUUGGCGCAUUUAAUUAUUCCGACUAGCCUUAUCCAGGAGUCACUGGUUCCUAAAGGGGUCCAAAAGGAAUGUGUAAAGAGACCAGUUCAAAAAUACAAAGGCAUU